AUGAAGAAGAAGAAGAUCCCAUUCAUGCAACCACCAAGGAAACAAAUCAAGCUAGGGAGUAGUAGCUCCAAUGCAAGAGCAGAAAUACCAACAUCACCACAUUCCAUUGAUGCAAAUCAAGAACAUGUGGAGAGUCCAAGAAGAGAAGAUGAUUGGGCACUUGUAAGCUUUGUUGGAGAACAAAUCCAAGACCCAAGAGUGCAAGAAGCAAUGGAGAAGCUUGGCUUGAGCAAGCUAUUCAAGAUAGAGUGCAGCGAGUACUCAAUGCUAACAAAGGAGUUCCUCUCCACAGUAGCUCUUGCCUUUCCCAACCACAAUGGAGACCAACCAGCUGGUGAUGGACUCCUACUCUUCAAGAUAGGCGAUGCCAAUGGGCGCAUCUCCAUCUCAGCUCUAUGCCAACUCUUUGGACUUCCCAAUGAGACAGCACAUGACUUCAAGGAGAACUCAAAGAGGAAACAAGCUGCCUUUGCUGAUUGGACACACUUUGCCAAUGAACCAUUCUUGCCUUCAAGAUCAAAGGUGUCUAGAAUCACUCAUCCAGCCAUUCGCUAUGUGCACCGCCUCAUCUCCACCACUUUCCAAUGCAAACAAGAAGCCAACAAGGUCACAACCGAUGAGUUCUACAUCCUCACCACACCAUUCAUCAAGCAUGAGUACAAGGCCAACCUUGGCCUCUUGCUUGCCAAGACACUCAUCAAUGUGAGGAAUCUAGCUAAAGACUUGGAAGGCAACAAGAAGCUUUGUGUGCGCUUUGGGAGACUCAUCACAGCCAUAGUGCAACAUAGAAGUUACAACCAAAAAAGUGAAGACUGGUCCAGACGGCUCUAUCGAGAAUCAGCGCCCAAACCGCGCAGACCGGCUGGCCGAGGAACGAACGUUUCACGCUCGGCCAAAAUCACAUCCGUCCGUCUGAGUCUCGGCCAAAGUCAAGAUCGUUCGGCCGAGUACACAUCACGACCCGGGAAGCAUGUCCCGCGGUCGGCCACGCCACAACCGCUCCCGCCAUGCCGCGCGAGCCGGGAAAAAGCCUCGCGGCCGCGCAACCUAUCUCGCGUACCACGGCCGAUGGCGCCGUCCGAGCCGGGAAGCUACGUCCCGCGUCCGGCCGAGAAAGCAUCGGCCAAUCCAUUUCCCUCCGACCAUAGCGGCCGACCACGAACCCGUCCGGCCACGACCGUUCCGAUCGUACUAAGAGCGGCCAUGACCCGUUCAUCCGGCCGAUCGUCCCGACCGACCGUCCGAACGCCGCGGUCGACCCGAAGCCCGUUUUGA
This is a messenger RNA of Microthlaspi erraticum, 1275 nucleotides long. The record is from the annotation of a GenBank genome assembly. NCBI's taxonomy places the organism in Eukaryota, Viridiplantae, Streptophyta, Magnoliopsida, Brassicales, Brassicaceae.